AUGACGCCAGCCAUGCGCUGCCUCGUCCUGCAGAUCGCCCUCGCCGCCACCCGCGCCCUGUCGCUCGCGGGCGCGGGCGCCAGUGGUCUCGAGGAGAUCAGGCCUGCGCAGGCGUGGGCCGUGCCUGGCCGCAGGCCCGAUCAGCUCGAGAACGACGUGGUCGCGCUGAUCCAAAUCAGCAUUGGCGAGGUCCGCCGAGGGAGGCCCCGCGCCGGGCCCGCCGGCGUGCGCGCCUGGGGCGGCCGCGUCGCGUGCGACCGCACGACGUGCGAGGAGCCCCCGGCGCCGCUCGGGGGACUGAGCAUCUCGAUCCGCAUGUCUGCGCUAGGCUACUUGCCGACCACCGGGGCGCUGCUUUUGCCAGAGGACAAGAAAGUCCAGGAGCUGGGGGGAGGCCCUGCCGGCGUGCACCUGCGCGCCGCGGCAGUCACUCGCGCCGUUCAGAGUUGCAUCCUGUACUGGAACAGCUAUUUCGGACACCCCAUAGGGCACGGAGGCACGGACUGGCUGCUCAUCUACAUGUCUUCGGAGGCCGAUCAGAGUUCCCUGUUCAUUCCCAUUCACCUCAUUGUUCAGGGCGUGGGGGCCGGGCAGACCACGAAGGUCUUGGCCUGUGGCGAGGGGGCUUCAGAACUGGCCAGCCUGGAUCAUGCUGGACCUCACUCCGUCGGAAUGGAGCCAGGGCGCAGAUGGAAGCUGGACUUGGCGCUGGACCACGGGAUAGCGCAUUAG
This is a messenger RNA of Prorocentrum cordatum, 732 nucleotides long. NCBI's taxonomy places the organism in Eukaryota, Dinophyceae, Prorocentrales, Prorocentraceae. The record is from the annotation of a GenBank genome assembly.